AUGAAAGGUGGCGCUAGCUGGGUGGGAGAUGGGAAUAGUAGGAAUCAACUAGGACUGUCCCACCCAAACCAGGACACAGGACCCACCAACUUUGACCCAAGUGGGCUGAUGGCCCAGGUGGAGAAGUCAUUGUUCCUGCUCUCUGGAGCUCACUUCCUGAGGAAGGAGGAAUCAGUGGAGAAAGAAAUCCUGCUGCGUAUUUGUCUUGGGAAAUCUGUAACCAUGAAGCUGUUUCUGGUUCUCAUUAUCCUGCUGUUUGAAGUAUCCAAAGGGGCAGCCCGACCCAGAAAAUGUUUUAGUAACAUAAAAGGCUACUGCAGGAAGAAAUGCAGAAUGGGCGAAAUAUUUGAAAUAGCGUGUACGAAUGGAAAAUUAUGUUGUGUUAAUGAAGAGGAAAACAAAACCUACCAAGAAGUCGCAAAGCCACCUCAACCUUCAACGAAGCCUGAUUUGAAGUUGGACUAUGUUAUAUUACCCACUGUCACAGUGAACACAAUUCCGCUCUAAAUCAAGUGCUGGUUCCACUGGUCUCCACGCCUCUUAAGUCAGAAAUGCCACCUAAUCCAACAGCCAAGGGCAAGAGAUUUAUCUAUUCUCUUGUGAACUUGAGUCUCCAUGUAAUAAAGUCGUAUGCU
Molecule: messenger RNA, 635 nt
Organism: Phacochoerus africanus (Common warthog)
Lineage: Eukaryota; Metazoa; Chordata; Mammalia; Artiodactyla; Suidae
Gene: DEFB128
Product: defensin beta 128
Exons: 3
Coding region: 1-507 (168 amino acids)
Biological process (GO): innate immune response
Cellular component (GO): extracellular region
Source: RefSeq, a predicted model, not a curated record